Symbiodinium natans is the source of this 1605-nucleotide messenger RNA. The record is from the annotation of a GenBank genome assembly. Lineage: Eukaryota; Dinophyceae; Suessiales; Symbiodiniaceae.
AUGGCGCAGCUCCAGGAGCUCAGUGGCAUCGCCGGGCACGUCCUGACUGUGGACAUCUCGCCCCAGGGAUAUGCGCCGUGGGCUCACAGCGAUUGUGAGCAGCGUCGCGAGGACUCAAGUCUGUGGGACCGCCACCGUGCCAGCCGCAGGAUAGCGCCCAUCUUGCGAGAAGCGCGAAGGUGGGGCUGUCCUUGCAGGAUCUCCCCAUCGGAGGCGGUGGGCGCUGAUUGCGUCUGUGCCCAGGACGACGCAGAGCUGGUUCGCAUCGUGGCCGACUUUGCAGCACGCGCGCAACGAGUCUUCAUCCUCGACGAUGCCAGCCACUUCAAGGAGGACGUGAUCCGGAACUUCGAGAUGCUUGCUGCCUUUGUCACACCUGGGAGCUUCUACGUGGUGUCCGACACGCGCCUCGAACGCCUCUGCGAAACUGUGAAGCGUCUCGGCUACCCGCUGGCAAACGGGUUUAACCCUGGAGAGAAGGUCCAGUGCGACUACUACAUCGACAACGGGCCGUUUUCCGCGGUGGCUGAGCUUUUCUCGAGCAGCGAGCUCGCACGCAAGAGGUUCUUCAUCGACCGCAAGGCUGAGGGCAUGAUUCUGGGGGCCACGCCCAGCGGUUGGCUUCGCGCGAUCGCCGAGUGGUGCCUGCUGUCUCACAACUUCCUGGCCUUUUUCGCCUCGCGUGUGGACUUCGCCGUGCGGCGGUGCCUCCUGUUGGCAGCCAUUCAGGAUCUUCGUUUGCAGCCGGAUGGCAAGACACUGCGCAUCUCCAUUGCGGGCGACGGCAAGGAGGAGCUGGUGCUGCGCACGGUCUCUGAGAGCAUGGAGACCUGGGCCGUCGAAAUCGGGCGGCGACUGGAAAGGUUGAGCGCUUAUGGUCACCAGCUCAUGCCAUGCGUGAACUUCGCCGAAGCGAAGCAGUGGUCCCAGGAGCUGGACGCACAGACGGCCGAGCAGGAGGCAGAGCUGUGUGCGCAGGUGGAAGAGCAGAGCCUCGGCCAGCGGCUGCAGGCGGCUGCAGCCUUGUUGCGGUCAUCCCUCUUACGCACCCAGAGCCGGGUCACGCGAGAAGCUUUCACCGAACUUGCACUUCAUGCACGUCUGCAGGCACUCCGCGGCCUCCAGCGUCGGGCUGCCACGGCUCGGCUGUGGCGAGCACUGCAGACACCGCGCCGGCGACACGUGGAGGGAUGCCUGGCGGCUUGGCGGAGUCUUGCGGGCUGCAGGGAGGGCAAGGCACCGGCGAGAGGGCGUCGCCGACGAUCCUCGCAGGAGGACCUGCGUAAGGCCUCAACGAUGUUGGAGCACAUCUGUCGCGAGCACCAGGAAGAGGCUAUGCACAGCUUCUUCCUGCAGUGCGGCCGCCUGAAGACUGCGUCUCUGCGAGAGGCCAGCUACAGCUUUCCCACGCCAUAUGCAGCUGGUCCAAGGGAAGUCAACCUCGAGCUUUCCGACCAUUGCAUGAAGGCUGCAGUCAACGCAAGAGUUGCGAGCCUCGUCCUGGCCUUGGCGGAAGCGCGGCGGCGGCGAUUGCUUUGGGCGCGCCUGCGCUGGGCGCAAGGCGCCGCUGCCUCGCGGCAAGUCUUUGCCCCACCGCCGCGGUGA